Molecule: messenger RNA, 2574 nt
Organism: Trichomonas vaginalis G3
Lineage: Eukaryota; Parabasalia; Trichomonadida; Trichomonadidae
Exons: 1
Coding region: 1-2574 (857 amino acids)
Source: RefSeq, a predicted model, not a curated record
AUGAUUAACGAUGAUGAUAUUAAGACCCUUCAAGAUAGAAUUGAGAAACAUAUUGAUGUUGGCAAUACAGCACAAGUUCUGUUAUUUCAAGAUAUCUUAGCUGAAUCGAAUUUACAAACAAAAUUAUCAAAAUUAUGUAAAUUAUCUUUAUCAAUAUUUGAAUCCAAUGUAAGAACUGGUGAUAGUACAAUAUUAGAACAAAAUUCACGUCUUAUUUCACAUCUAAAUCACUGUAUUGCUUUUUUUCAAAUAUUAUGUUCAGAUAAUCAAUCCGAUCCUUCGAAAUUACAGUUAUUUUUGGCAUCGGAGCAAUUCCAGUAUACAUAUAAAUUAGUCCCAAGGUCAUAUUUCUCAGAUUUAUCCGAAAAAAUUAAAAAGUUAAUCGAUUCAAUAAAAUCCGAUCCGAAUCAAAACUCACAGCUUGCAGACUUCAAUGGUAUUGAUCUGCCAUCCAAAAUUAAAGAACUAAGGAUACUUAAAACAAAAGUCGAUUUUCUUCAAAAACCGGAUGAAAUAAAAGCUGCAUUUGAUGAAAUAUGUUCUCUAUUCGAGCUUUCUGCAUUGAUACUUGAUCUUUCUACCCAAAAAUCAGUAAAUAAUGAAGAUAAAAUUUUAUAUGAAAAGAAAAUCUCUAAUUUGACUGCAGAGAAUGAACGUAUAAGAGCACAAAAUAAUAAAUCCACAAUAGAUGAAUACGAAACUAAAAUAUUUGACUUAAAAAAUCAAAUAUCUUUACAAGAACAAAAGAUUCAAGAACUUGAAAGCGAAAACUUGAAUUUUCAAAACAGAUUUUCAAAUUUUGAAAAGAAAAAUAACGAACAAAACAAAUAUAUCAAAGAUCUUGAGGAAGAAAUCGAAAGCAAAGAAGAUUCUCUCACAAAGUUGCAGGUCAAGUUCUCUGUUCUUCAAAAACAAUCAGAAAUUUUGAAAAAUCAAAUGUCAAAUUUUGAUGAGAGCAAAAUUGAGAAAUUGGAGAACGAUUUACAGGCAACUAAUAACCAAUUGCUUGCAAAAGAGAAAUCGCUGAGUUCUUAUCGUGAAAGGAUCCAAGAUUUACAAAAUAAUUUAGCUGAGAAGGAGCAAAAUGAAGAGAAUAUAGAAAUAUUCAAGCAGAAGAUUUCUGAUCAAGAAGAUUUGCUGAAACAAGCGAAUAUUUUGAUAAAUAAUAAGGAAAACCAAAUUAUCAGUUUGAAACAAGAAUUUUUGACUGCUAAAAUGGAAUUUGAUAAGUACAUGCAAGAACAGCAGCAAAAAGAAGAGGAAAUUGUAUCUCUUCAGUCUGAAAUUUCGAAAUUAAAAGAAAUUCAAACAGAAGCUGAUGAUUUAAGAGACAGUUUGCGUGAAAAGUCAUUAACCAUUGAUCAGAUGAGUGAAGAACUCCGUAAUCUCCCAGAAAGACAGCAAUUAUUAGAAAAAAUUGAGCAAUUUCAGGAAGAAAUAGCAAAAUUGACAGCAACUGUUGAUUUAUAUAAGAAGAAACAAACAGAAAAUGACGAAAUUUCAGAAAAUUUGAAAAAUCUCAAAAUUGAAAACCAAAAUUUGAGAGAAAAACUUGCUCAAAACGAAGAAAAUCUUGUGGCAAUCAAAUCACAAAUCGAAACAAGUCACAAUGAUGUUGAAAAUCAGAAGAAACUCUAUGAAGAAAAAAUAAUUAAAUUGAAAAACAAAAAUAAAGAAGAUCUUCAAGGUAAAAACAAUCUUAUUAACUCUCUUAAGCUUAUGGCGAAGUCCCUUGAAACAGAUAAAAAGAAACUUUCGGUUCAAAUUAAUAAAUUAAAGAAUUCUUUGAGUGAAAGCCAAAACAAAGUAGAUACUGAAGAAUACAAUAAGAUUCAAGUUGAGAACAGUCAACUUAAACAGCAAAACCAAGAUAUUUCUAAGGAAAAAGAAAAUAUCUCAAAGAAAUAUCAAGAAGUACAAGAGAAACUUAAAGACUAUGAUCUGAUGAUGACUAAAAUCACUCAAAUGGAACAGAAUCAAAAGGAAACAAAAGGUUUCAUGACAAAAAUGAGUCAUAAAAUUAAUGAACAAGAAAAUCAGAUCAAAAAGCUUACGAAAAAGAUAUCAUCACAGAAUACCUCGUUGCAGGAGAAAGAUGAUUUGAUCCAACAGCUUAAAACUGACAAUGAAAAUUUGACAAAUCAAGCUGAAUCAUUUAGAGCAAGCCAACAAGAUUCUACACUUCUGGAAGAGAUAUCUAAGACAGCCUCGCAAGCUGAGAAGCUUAGAGAAAAGAAUCUGGCAUUACAAAGUUCAAAUGAAGAGAAAAAGAAGAAAAUGAAGGUGUUUAGGAACCACAUUUCCUAUCUAUCUGAGCAGAAUGAAAAACUUUCUGCUGAAAACAAAGAAUUAAAAUCAAUAAUUGAUUCUCCAAAAAGAAAUCAAAAUAAGUCAUCGUUCUUGAUUAACAGCUAUGCAACAUCUGAGGAUUCGUCUGUUUCUUCCGUUUUCGAGAAUAGGAAAUCAAUUUUACUUGAAAACUAUAUGGCAAGGGGCCAUUCAAGUGAUAAAUUGUCUAAGGCCAACAAAUUGAGUGAGAAGUUUGAUAAAGAACUCUCGGAAAUAUAUCAAUAG